UCAACAGACGAGGAGCAUGCCAACCGCCCAGCAAAGAACAACCAACUCAUCCUCGUUUCGUCUUCCAACAUUGUCCCUGACCCUGAUCUUUGACUCGUACAACCAACUUGCAGUCUCACAAACAACAGACGCUUGCUUCUCUCCAAACAGACAAUAGCUGAAGCAACCCCACCGCGGCUCUAAUCGCCGACCGUCGAAUGGCUUAACUCCCCAGGAAUAUCCUCCGCCACGCCGAAGCAUAACCCUGACCCGCUGUCCUCGCUCGUUCGCGCGUUCUGGCCCAGUUGACAGCCGCUACACCAGACUUGGGCUCUCCUUACUGACCCUCUCCACCCUCCUCGACCGCAGUGCUGCAUCGCCUGCUGCGACGGUGCCCACAAUCCUCCGUCGUCGCGUAUCCCCUACCUUCCACCCUCUAUCCGCCAGCGUACACCUACUCCAACCAUCAUGCCUGGCGAGCGGCGCACCUUCUCGGGCGUGUCUAUGUCGACCAAUAAGUCGGUCAACGGCUCAAACUCGCAGGUUGGCCAGAAGAUCAAGAACUUUUUCCGCAUCACUUCGUCCUCCUCAAAGGAUGAGCUGAUUGGCCAGGGCAAGACCAGUUCUGAAGGCCCCUCGACCCCGCGCUCUGAGCACAAACUCCGCAACAGUCGCUUUCUGCCACACAUCGGUCGAAAUAGAAGUCAGACCGUCGCCAGCGAGGGCAAUACUCUUGACGAAAUGAGCCCUACAGCGAACGCCAACCCCUACUUUGCACACCAAGGUCCACCUGCCCUCCGUCAUCACAACGCCGACAGCGUACCUCCAAGCCCUCCGGACACACCUAUCAAAAAGGGACAAGAGGCCGAAGACGAAGCUGCCGCUGUUGCUGGCAAGGAAGAGCUGGCUCGGAAACUGCGUCGUGUCGCCAGUGCUCCCAAUGCUCAGGGUCUGUUCACAAAGACAAACUCCAACGACAGCCGGCCACAGACUUCCGACAUGAUGACCAAAGCCUCUCCACUCGCCCAGCAGCAGUCGAACAUCUCAAUACAGUCCAUGGUCGAGACAGUACCCAUGAGCAGUUCCCCUGACAUGCUCCCUGUACCCGGUAUCCCCAGCCCUGGCAAGAUUAGAGCUGCAGCCGCCUUCCGCAGGACGUACAGCAGUAAUAGUAUCAAAGUACGCGAUGUCGAGGUUGGUCCUGGAAGUUUCGACAAGAUCAAAAUGAUUGGCAAGGGUGAUGUGGGCAAGGUAUACUUGGUGCGCGAGAAGAAGAGCUCGAGGCUCUACGCUAUGAAGGUGCUCAGCAAGAAGGAAAUGAUCAAGCGCAACAAGAUCAAGCGCGCCCUGGCCGAGCAGGAGAUUCUAGCCACCAGCAACCAUCCAUUCAUUGUCACGCUAUAUCAUUCAUUCCAGUCAGAAGACCAUUUAUACCUCUGCAUGGAAUACUGCAGUGGAGGAGAGUUCUUCCGAGCUCUCCAGACUCGUCCAAACAAGUGCGUAGACGAAGACGCCGCUCGCUUCUACGCUGCAGAGGUGACGGCCGCUCUCGAGUAUCUGCAUCUCAUGGGCUUCAUCUAUAGAGAUCUCAAACCUGAAAAUAUUCUUCUCCACCAGUCCGGCCACAUUAUGCUUUCAGACUUCGAUCUUUCCAAACAGUCCGACCCUGGCGGUGUUCCCACAAUGAUCAUGUCUGGUCGCAACGGUGUCUCGAACAACCCCAACAACAUGCCCGCGAUUGACACCAAGUCAUGCAUCAACAAUUUCCGUACAAACUCAUUCGUCGGCACAGAAGAAUACAUCGCACCAGAGGUCAUCAAGGGCUGUGGACACACCAGUGCAGUCGAUUGGUGGACCUUGGGAAUCCUGAUAUACGAGAUGCUUUACGGCACUACACCAUUCAAGGGAAAGAACAGAAAUGCCACAUUUGCCAACAUUCUGCGAGAUGAGGUGCCCUUCCCCGAGGGCAGUGGCUACCCCAAUGUCAGCAAUCUAUGCAAGUCUCUGAUUCGCAAGCUUCUCAUCAAGGACGAACUCCGUCGACUGGGCUCUCGCGCCGGCGCCUCAGACGUCAAGGGUCACCCCUUCUUCCGUACCACACAAUGGGCUCUACUACGCCACUCCAAGCCUCCGAUUAUACCCAACCAGGGCCGUGGUGUCGACACUGUCAACUUCAGAAAUGUCAGGGAGAGUCACAGUGUCGACCUUAACGGCGCCAAGAUGAAGGGUGUACCACUCGACAGCAACCUUGCGACGCCCGGCGGCGAGAUUGCCGAUCCCUUCGAGGAGUUCAACUCCGUCACGCUGCAUCACGAUGGAGACGACCAACAUCACGAUCACCAAUAUCACGAGGCGCAUCGAUAG
Messenger RNA from Aureobasidium subglaciale EXF-2481, 2343 nucleotides. RefSeq lists its product as uncharacterized. The record is from RefSeq and is a predicted model, not a curated record. The transcript has 5 exons. Gene Ontology annotation, cellular component: nucleus; cytoplasm; plasma membrane. Gene Ontology annotation, molecular function: ATP binding; protein serine/threonine kinase activity. The coding region runs from base 448 to 2343 and encodes 631 amino acids. Gene Ontology annotation, biological process: protein phosphorylation. Lineage: Eukaryota; Fungi; Ascomycota; Dothideomycetes; Dothideales; Saccotheciaceae.